This is a messenger RNA of Colletotrichum orchidophilum, 4713 nucleotides long. RefSeq lists its product as uncharacterized. Gene Ontology annotation, biological process: transcription initiation at RNA polymerase II promoter. Gene Ontology annotation, cellular component: transcription factor TFIID complex. The transcript has 2 exons. Bases 1 to 4713 code for a protein of 1570 amino acids. NCBI's taxonomy places the organism in Eukaryota, Fungi, Ascomycota, Sordariomycetes, Glomerellales, Glomerellaceae. Gene Ontology annotation, molecular function: RNA polymerase II general transcription initiation factor activity; transcription cis-regulatory region binding; chromatin binding. The record is from RefSeq and is a predicted model, not a curated record.
AUGAGCGCCAUCGAGGCCGCUGCGGCCGCCCCCGCCGUCGACGAGGUCAUCGGCAGCGAUUCCGAAGAUGAUCUACCCCCAAUGAAGGACGAGCCGCCCUACCCGUAUUUCGUCCUGAAACAAGAUGUCGAGCUCGAGAUCAACUUUAGGGCGAAACGAAUCGAAGGAAAAUCCCACAUCACGUUUGGCAUAGUGGGGAAUGCCCAGCUCGAUGAGCUCGCCAUUGAUGCGCGACAGUCCGAGAUCGAUGUCAAGAACAUCACGGUCACCGCCCUCAAGGAUCAGAACCCCCUCGGCCCGCCCAAAAAGGUGUCAGCUACGUACACGGACCCGUAUAAGUUACUGGACUAUCCGAAAUACUAUGACUGGAAUGCCUCGCAUCACGACCUGAGGAAGAUUCGGAUGCGCCCCCUCAUGCACAACCGAAAGAGUGACGUGCCUGCCGAGAAUAGAGAGCUGGUAGGCUGUACACCCGCUGAUGGUGCCUUGCGAGUCAGUCUGAGAGAUCUCAAGAAGACGAAGGGAGUUGUCAAGGAGGAACCGGUGUCUGGAGUGGGAGUCACCAAACGGCCGACCCUCAAGAUUCGCGUUUCGAGCGUGACGCCAAACUCUGCGGAGCUUCCCGAAAGCGAGCUAACUGGCUCAAGGGAAUAUCGUGUCACGAUACCUUUCAAGACCAAGCUUGUGCGGGAUGGCGUUCAGUUUGUUGGCGUUGAUCCCGGAGAUCUUCGAUACCCGCACGCCUACACUCGACAUUCCAUCGAGCCGGGGACUGCUUCCUGUAUUUUCCCGUGCGUUGACGACCCCGGCACGCUUCCAACGUGGACGAUGGCCGUCAAAUGCCCAAGGACGCUGGGCGACGCACUUUGGCAACCUCUGGCCACCCAACACCGGAAUGGCAAUGCGAAUGGCAACCGGGAUCGUGGGGCAAAUCAGUCCAAGGCUGACAGAGAUUUCGCUCUCACUGAGGAAGACAAGCUUCUUGAGAUGACAGUCGUGUGCUCCGGCAUUCUGUCAGACGAGAUCGUCGAUCCUGAAGACGAGCAGAAGAAGAUCAUGACUUUUGAGAUGGAGAAGCGGGUCGCCGUACAGAAAAUCGGCUUCGCGGUCGGUCCGUUCGAGCAUGUCGACCUGUUCUCAGAUUUCCGUACAGAAGAAAAUGAUGAGAAACUCGGCGCUAGUGCGCUCAAGAUCCACGGCUACUGCCUUCCCGGAAGAGCUGCAGAGGUCCAAAACAGCUGCGCAGCGCUCGCCGCGGCUGCCGACUUUUUCACCCUCACAUUUGCCCGAUACCCAUUCGACAACUACAAGAUGUGCUUCCUCGAUGACAUGAUGGAUGAUACGGUAGCCCUUCAAUCGCUAUCGUUCGUCAGCACCCGCCUAUUGUUCCCCGAGGACAUAAUCGACCUAGAAGUGGACGUCACAAGGCAAUUGGUAUACAGCCUGGCCUCGCAGUGGAGUGGAAUCAACCUUUUCCCAAAUACACGCAGAGAUCUCUGGGUCGUCAUCGGCAUCGCCUACUACAUGACUGACCUCUUCCUGAAGAAGCUGUGCGGCAACAACGACUACAGAUUCCGAAUGAAAACCAUGUCAGACAAGCUGGUGACAGUCGAUAUCAAGCGGCCAUCACUGCACGAACUUGGCCAUCUCCUGCAUAUUGGAGAUUUUGAGAUGGACUUCAUGGCACUCAAGGCGCCCCUGGUGCUCUUCAUUCUCGACAAGCGGUUGAUGAAGGCGCCUGCCCAGACCAAUCUCACACGCAUCAUUUCCCGGAUUCUCUACAAGGCCAACAUCGGAGAUAGGCAGAGCGAAUGGAUUAUCAACACGGAGUCGUUUCAGAGAGUUUGUGAAAAGAACGCCAGAAACAAACUCGAGGCUUUCUGGAACCAAUGGGUUUACGGUUCGGGCUGUCCGAGGUUCGACGUUUUCCAACGGUUCAACAAGAAAAGACUCUGCGUGGAGAUGACUAUUCGCCAAGUUCAGGAUAAAGUUAUGAGCGAAGCAGAGCUCCUGAAAAAGUCGGAAUUCCUUCGCGCUAUUAAGGAAAAAGCGCAUGGUGUCAAGACAGACGAGAAAGCCAGCCUCUUUACAGGCCCCAUGACUAUCAGGAUUCACGAAGCUGAUGGAACGCCUUAUGAACACAUAGUGGAAAUUCGCGAGGAUGCUGCUAAGGCCGCUAAGUUCGAGAUUCCUUACAACACCAAGUACAAGCGAUUAAAGAGAAAGAGGAGAGCAACGGAAAAGCUCAGUGCACAGUCUGCUGCAGACCCUGACAAUAACGAAGAUGCGCUCUUGUAUUGCCUGGGUGACGUUCUAACCAAUCCCGAAGACAUGAGGAAGUGGGACUUCUCCGAAUGGGAGCCCGAGAUCGAAAAAGCUAUGGACCAAGAGUCGUACGAGUGGAUUCGAAUGGACGCUGACUUUGAAUGGGCCUGCGAGAUGAAGACAAAUCUCCAAAGCUACAUGUACGUGUCUCAGCUCCAGCAAGAUAGGGAUGUCGUGGCGCAGCAGGAUUCGAUGCUAUACUUGAAGAAGAGUCCGCCCCAUCCACUGGUGUCGACGUUCCUUACCAGGACCCUUGUCGACCGGCGAUACUUUCAUGGCAUCAGGACCAUGGCUGCAGAGAUGUUAUUUCACCACGCCGCAGAUAAGGUCUCGAUGGCUGGUAUGACCCAUCUGCUGAAAGCCUUUACAGAGAUGUUUUGCUACCCUGAUACCUCCAUGCCUCGGCCAAACGACUUUUCAGACAAGAAACAAUACAUCGUGCAGAGCACACUACCUAUGGCCAUUGCAAAGAUUCGCGACGCUAGCGGCAGAUGUCCCGAAGCUGCACGACGCUUCCUCCUGAAUCAAGUUCAGUUCAACAACAAUGCCAAUAACCCGUAUUCGGAUCAUUUCUACGUUGCCAAGCUUCUAGAGGCUCUUGCCCAUAGCUUGGUUCCAGAGAAGAAACGGGAGUCGGACGAUGCCAUGGAUGUGGACAUGUCAGCCGAGGAGAAAGGUUUCCUCAGGGAGGCCAUUAUCGAGAUUGACCGCUUCCGCAGGAUGGAUGAAUGGGCCAACUCUUACCAGAACAUCUGGACAACGACCGCGCUCGAGUGCAGACGCAAGCUCAUGAAGGCAGGAGUCAUUCCAAGAAGCGCUGUGGCCUUUGUCCAGUACCUGCAGGAUGACACGUGCGACCUUGUUCGAAUCAAGGCUUUCGAGGCUCUGGUGGAUCUCGGUUAUAUGAUGGAUCUGCCUGUCUUCCGCCUAAUUCUUUCCGUUAUGAGCACUGACCGAUCUCCAUUCGUGCGGGAUAAGCUUGUGAAGAUAUUCUGUACAGGUCUGGCAAGUCUUGCAUUUGGCGAGCAGUCGCGGGCUAAGGUUGCGCCUGCUGUUCCUGACGGUGGGCUCAUGAUCGUGGACAACACUGAGGCGGAGACGCAGAAAAGGCGGAAAGAAUUCGCACGGAAGCAGGACAUUGAUGUCGCACUCGAGGCUUUGAGGACGGAAAUGGAAGAGCAGUUUUCGGAGCAAGAGGCGGCAUUGGAGCGAGCAUUUUGGAAGGCGAUUAACUCCAAUUUGAUUGGGCGUUCCGAGAAGAUCACACUGCUGGAGCUUUGCGGCACCAUAGUCGACGCUGCGGACCGAUGGACGAUCACUCUGAAGUAUCCCAAGCGAUGGAGAGUCAACCGUCCAGUUCAGCGUCAACCUGGCAGGAAUAUUGUCAACUUCAAGGCCUUCUUCAAGACGGCCAUGCCGCAAAAGAUCAAAGAGCCUGAACCACCAGUACCAGCAGCAGUACCAGUACCAGCACCAGCACCAGCACCAGCACCAGCACCAGUAUCUGCACCUGCACCUGCUCCCGUGAUUGCACCAUCCCGGCCGCCCGAACCCAAGCGACUAAUUGUCAAUAUGAAGAGUGGCGUCGCCAAAUCCAGCAAGCCUACGGUCUCUCUCCCGCGACCUGCCUCCACAGCUCCCCGCCCGUCGCCGGUCUCUGCCACACAGUCUCCCGUUCCAAGCGCGGCACCAUCACCCGCUCCGCGGGAAGCAGACUCUAUUGUCGCGCACUCGAAUGCCAAGGUGUCCACCCCAAAGCCGUCAUUCUCGAAGCUCCCCGGGUCUAGGCCGCCAAAUGUGAAGCCCGGUAUCGUCAAGCCAGGAGUUGCGAAAUCUGUGGUAUCUUCGGGAUCGUCGUCGUCGUCGUCUAUGCAGCAAAACGGGCGUUCAACUCCCCAACCUACCCCUGAGCCCGGCAGCAGCAAAUCGCAGAAGCGACCCCGGCCCGACAAGGUCCCGGGGGUUGACGACGCAUCGCCAGCUCUCAAGAAGGCGAAGCUGAGUGUCCGGCCUGACGGCACUGUGGUGAGGAAGCGCAGGAUGUUCAAGUUCCGGCACCCGAACCUCAAGAAGAUUCUCAAGAAGGCUGGCGUCAAGAGUCAGAUGCCCAUCAGAGAUCCAUCCAAGAUUCGGAGACCUGGGACACCGUUGAGUGUUCGAGCCUCUCCCGCUGGAUCGCCGGCUCCUCCCCCAUCUGAGAGCAUCAAUGCGAAGCCGGCUCGGAAGCCUCUCCCUGGCGCUCCGUCUGCGGCCAGUCCUCCACCAGUCCCAGCGUCACUGCCGCCGAGGCCUCCGCCGCAGUCAUCGCCACCUCCGGUUGAGGGUCAGUCUGCUCCCAAGAAGGUGAAGCUUGUCAUCAAGAAACCUUCCAGCUCGCUGCCCAAGUAA